GGUCAUCAUUCAUCACAUAUUCUCUUCCUCUUCUCUAUGAAUCAAUUAUUCAAACCAUUGGCUUACCACUCUCUUGUUCCUGUGCCGUUGCGUUCACGGUCACUGCACAUCAGUCGGACCCUGGCAGGGGUCACAGUUGCCACGUACCCAGAACCAGGUUUGACUGCGGGGCUGUCUGUUAUCGUUGGUGGAGGCCCAAGAUACGAGACUGAGGGUACUGCCGGAGCGGCUCAUUUUCUGAAGAACUAUACAUUCAUGAACAAUCAGAAAAGAAAAGCUUUGCGAAUAGUCCGAGAGGCAGAACUGACUAGCGCUAUUUUAUCUCGAACACUUACUCACGAGUAUUUGUCUGCUCAGGUCCAAUUUCUCAAAGGCGAUGAAGAUUACUUUUCCGAAAUACUUUCCGAUGUCAUAUGUAGGCAAACAUAUGAGCCUCACGAGUUUCCGCAAGUCCAUGAGAGAACAAAGUGGCAGACUCAAGAUGCUAAGCGGCACAUCAACGUCGAAGGAUUAGAAAAGGCACAUCAGCUUGCUUUCCGGAAUGGUCUUGGAAAUCCGUUGUUUUCCUCUCAUCAAGACCUAGUAGAUCACGUCAAGGUGCGCAUGUUUGCAAAGACUAUUUUCACAAGUUCAAAUAUUGUGGUGGUGGGCAGAGGAGUAGAUCACAAAGCGCUGUUAGGAUAUGUCCACCUCUACUUCGACUUGAAUGACCCAGAGCAAAUCAAGCAUCCUUCCACUUAUUAUGGAGGUGAUGUACGUACCAUGAACACCAAUCAAAAUGCCCACUGCACCAUGGCUUUUCGGGGUUUUUCGAGUGGCUCAAGUGCGUACUAUGCAUCCAAAGUACUGCAGGAGGUUCUAGGAGGGGGGAAUCAUCUGAAGUGGACAACUGAGCAAUGCAAGCUUGCUGCUGUAAAGUCUCAAAUUUCGAAUGAGAGCGAAAUUACCUCAUUCAGUAUUGGUUACUCUGACAUUGGCUUAUUCGGGUUACAGCUCAAUACCCCCAACCAUGACAUGGGUAAAGCUGUAAAAUUGACUAUGGAUGCCUUGGCUACACUCAAAACCCACAUCACUGAUGAUGAGAUGCAAAGAGCAAAAAACAUUGCAAAGAUGAAUUUCAUGAACAUUGCACAGAGUCGACUGGACUCAAUGGAUUUUGUUGGGUUUAGUAUACUGAAUGGGAACACCGGUAACUUUGAAGAUAUUUUGGGUUCUAUCGACAACGUUCAAAAGCAAGACCUGCACAAGGUGGCAUCUGACAUUCUUUCUAGCAAACCAACUUCAGUCACAAUUGGAAAUCUGCACUCCAUCCCGUACUUGGACCAAUAUUUUGGUGGCAAUACUACUUAGAUGCACGUCUUCGAUGCAAUAUCUCAGUAACGAAAGAAAAAUACAAUUGAAGCUG
Messenger RNA from Umbelopsis ramanniana AG, 1405 nucleotides. RefSeq lists its product as uncharacterized. Lineage: Eukaryota; Fungi; Mucoromycota; Umbelopsidomycetes; Umbelopsidales; Umbelopsidaceae. Bases 37 to 1350 code for a protein of 437 amino acids. The transcript is spliced from 5 exons. Gene Ontology annotation, cellular component: mitochondrion. Gene Ontology annotation, molecular function: metal ion binding. The record is from RefSeq and is a predicted model, not a curated record.